AUGGCUUCCUGCCAUGCCUGUCACGUCAGAGUGCUGGUGGCCGUUGUGUGUGGGCUGCUGACAGCUCUCGUUGUGGGUCUGGGCAUCUGGAGGCUUGUGAUCAGGAGCCAGAGAGGAACAUUUUCUCCCACAUCAAACAUGUCAAAGUUCUGCAGGAAUGGUGGAACCUGGGAAAAUGGCAGAUGUAUUUGCACAGAAGAAUGGAAAGGACUGAGAUGCACAGAGGCUAAUUUCUGUGAAAGUAGUACCUAUCUGGAUUAUACUUUUGGCAGAAUUCCAGUGGGCAGAUAUGGACCUUCCUUGCAGACAUGCGGUGAGGAUACUCCAAAUGUGGGCAAUCCAAUGGCAGUCCGGCUAUGCAAUCUGUCUUCUUCUGGAGAGAUACAGUUACAAGAUGUGAGAGAAAGUCGUUGCAACGAAACUCUGAAAGACCUGGAAAAUCAGCUGGAGAGUGACUCAGCAAGACUUGAUAGUAUUUCUAAUGAAACCCAGAUUUUAACAUCUGAUGCUAAUAAAUUGACUGCUGAGAACAUCACUUCUGCUGCAACAGUGAUUGGACAGAUCUUCAACACAUCUAGAAAUGCUUCAUCUGAGGCAAAAAAAGUUGCUAUAACAACAGUGAGUCAACUUCUAGAUGCCAGUGAAGAUGUUUUUCAAGAAGCUGCUGCUAAUACUGAUAAUGAUGCCUUUACAACGCUUAUUGAGCAAAUGGAGAAUUUUUCCUUGUCCUUGGGCAAUGAGAAAGUGGUGCAACCUAACAUAGCAGUCCAGUCAGCUAGUUUUUCUUCAGAAGGUACUGUGGUGCCUGAAAAUAUUCUCUUCUCUGUGAAGAAAGGAUUUAGCAAUUCUCUACUUCCUGAAUCAACAUAUAUACAAAUAAACAGGGACGGCCUUGAUCCAGAUGCACAGACUGAACUUCAGAUCUUGCUUAAUACCGCAAAACAUAAAAUCACGGCAUGUGGCUUUGUAGUGUAUCAAAACAACAAGCUUUUCCAAUCAAAAACUUUUACAGCUAAAUCAGAUUUUAGUCAAAAAAUUAUCUCAAGCAAAACUGAUGAAAAUAAGCAAAAUCAGCGUGUUAAUGUUGCAAUGGUCUUUAGUCCAGAGUACAACCAAGAAAAAUUCCAACUCCAUUCUUAUGCCUGUGUGUAUUGGAAUUUAUCAACAAAGGAUUGGGACACAUAUGGCUGUCACAAAGACAAGGGGGCUAAUGGAUUUCUGGGCUGCCGCUGCAACCACACUACUAAUUUUGCUGUGUUAAUGGCUUUCAAAAAGAAUUAUCAGUAUCCUAAAUCACUUGAUUACUUAUCCGUCAUUGGAUGUACACUGUCUAUUACUGGUCUGGCACUCACAAUUAUAUUUCAGAUUGUCACCAGGAAAGUCAGGAAAACCUCAGUGACCUGGGUAUUGGUCAGUCUGUGCACAUCCAUAUUGAUUUUCAACCUUCUCUUUCUGUUUGGAAUUGAAAACUCCAACAAGAACUUGGAGACAAGUGAUGAUGACAAGAAUAUUGACUUUAACAAUAAUGAGAUGCCUGAAAGUGACAUUCAGAACCACCCGAAUCCCACAUGCACUGCGGUUGCUGCCUUACUGCACUAUUUUCUGUUAGUGACAUUUACCUGGAAUGGACUUAGUGCUGCUCAACUCUACUUCCUUCUAAUCAGGACCAUGAAGCCUCUUCCCCAACAUUUUAUUCUUUUCAUCUCACUAAUUGGAUGGGGAGUCCCAGCUAUUGUUGUGGCUAUGACAGUGGGAAUUAUUUAUUCUCAGAACAGGAGUGGUUCACAAUGGGAGCUAGACUAUCGACAAGAGGAAUUCUGCUGGCUGGCAACUCCAGAAGAAAAUAAUUAUACAAAAAGUCCAUUGUUGUGGUCAUUCAUCAUACCUGUAGCCAUUAUCCUCAUCAGCAAUUUUGCUAUAUUUAUUAAAAUCACAAUCAAAGUGCUGUGGAAGAGUAACCAGAAUCUGACAAGCACAAGAAAUGUUUCAUUCCUAAAGAAGAUUUUUAGCACAUUUUCUGUGGCAGUUGUUUUUGGAAUUACCUGGAUUCUGGCAUUCUUAAUGCUAAUUGAUAAUGAUAACAUCAGGAUCAUCUUCAGCUACAUGUUCUGUCUUUUCAACACUACUCAGGGAUUGCAAAUUUUUAUCUUCUACACUAUUAGAACAAAAAUCUUCCAGAGUGAAGCUUCCAAAGUGUUAAGGUCAUUGUCGUCGUCUGUUGGGAGAAUGAAGUCACUGCCUUCAGUGACCCCACUGAGGCUGCGUGUGAGGAUGUAUAAUAUGCUCAGUUCAAUUCCAGCCCUAUAUGGACGCUUUAGGCUACUGGAACCCUCUGUAAUGACUGAGGAGAUGACAGUGUAUGAAGGUGACCAAGCAAAUGAAAGCAUAUAG
Carlito syrichta (Philippine tarsier) is the source of this 2391-nucleotide messenger RNA. RefSeq names its product adhesion G protein-coupled receptor G7 (gene ADGRG7). Gene Ontology annotation, cellular component: membrane. Bases 1 to 2391 code for a protein of 796 amino acids. The transcript is spliced from 16 exons. NCBI's taxonomy places the organism in Eukaryota, Metazoa, Chordata, Mammalia, Primates, Tarsiidae. Gene Ontology annotation, molecular function: G protein-coupled receptor activity. The record is from RefSeq and is a predicted model, not a curated record. Gene Ontology annotation, biological process: G protein-coupled receptor signaling pathway; cell surface receptor signaling pathway.